Gastrolobium bilobum is the source of this 1148-nucleotide messenger RNA. RefSeq names its product protein GID8 homolog. The record is from RefSeq and is a predicted model, not a curated record. Gene Ontology annotation, cellular component: nucleus; cytoplasm. Gene Ontology annotation, molecular function: protein binding. Gene Ontology annotation, biological process: proteasome-mediated ubiquitin-dependent protein catabolic process. NCBI's taxonomy places the organism in Eukaryota, Viridiplantae, Streptophyta, Magnoliopsida, Fabales, Fabaceae. The coding region runs from base 210 to 938 and encodes 242 amino acids. The transcript is spliced from 7 exons.
GCGGGUCGGAACCCAAGGAGACGUCGAAGCAGAGUCCAGAACGCAGGAUUGUGUUCCGUACGAUCUAAGAAGUUGAAGGGAAGGGAUCGCAGCCACAGUCACUCCAUUCCUCGAAAUUAAUUUUGCGUUUUGGUGCUUUUGUUCGGAUUUUCAGGUGAGGAACGUCCUGUGUCGUUUAGGGUUAAAAUGGGGUUUAAGAGGGUGCACUGAUGUCAUUGUUCUUGCUGGUGAUUCGUCAGCUCGCAGAAUUCGAGGCUAUGGCGGCAUCGAAGAAGGUGAUGACAAGAGAAGAAUGGGAGAAGAAGCUUAAUGAUGUGAGGAUUAGAAAAGAAGACAUGAAUAAAUUGGUAAUGAAUUUCCUUGUCACUGAGGGUUAUGUUGAAGCUGCAGAGAAAUUCCGAAUGGAGUCUGGAACUGAACCAGACAUAGAUCUUGCAACAAUCACUGAUCGCAUGGCUGUUAAGAAGGCAGUACAAAGUGGUAAUGUUGAGGAUGCAAUCGAAAAAGUGAAUGAUUUAAAUCCCGAGAUACUGGACACAAAUCCCCAAUUAUUUUUCCAUCUUCAACAGCAACGGCUGAUAGAACUAAUCCGAAAUGGAAAAGUAGAAGAAGCUUUAGAGUUUGCGCAGGAGGAGCUUGCACCAAGGGGAGAGGAAAAUCAAAGCUUUUUAGAAGAGUUGGAGAGGACUGUUGCACUGCUUGCCUUUGAAGAUGUCUCUAACUGUCCUGUUGGAGAGCUUCUUGACAUAUCACAGCGUCUAAAGACAGCAAGCGAGGUGAAUGCGGCCAUACUCACAAGCCAAAGUCAUGAAAAAGACCCAAAACUUCCAAGCUUGUUGAAGAUGCUGAUAUGGACCCAAAACCAGCUGGGUGAGAAAGCUGCUUAUCCUCGCAUAAAUGAUCUGUCCACAGCUAUAUUAGAAGAUCCUGCUGUUUGAACACUUGUGGACGUUUCAGUGUCCAAUUUGUAGCUUUUAGGUUCUAGAUGAAGAUAUUGUGGUCAUUGGCAUUAAAAAUUGUGUGUACUUUAACGGAAAGAUAUUUGUUAAAUUUGGUGUCCCUUUUAUUUUAUCCUAUAUAGCUGCUGAAGUGGUUUUAUACCGUUGUACAACAAGAUUGUUAAUACAGUCAUCGAUUCUUUUCUGAAG